Messenger RNA from Cuscuta europaea, 3548 nucleotides. The record is from the annotation of a GenBank genome assembly. NCBI's taxonomy places the organism in Eukaryota, Viridiplantae, Streptophyta, Magnoliopsida, Solanales, Convolvulaceae.
UUCAAUAAAUUCAAUAAGUAAAACGAUAUUAUAAAGUAGCUUAGAGCUAAAAGAUUCUCCACAUGCCAAUAACACAUCAAGGUCACCAAAGUACCAGACAAUAGUUUCAAACAACAAAAAAUCACAAUCAAAAUUCAAAAGCUUCAAAAUAAAACUGUGAUAUCAAAAUGGUUCAGUAGAUUCGGCAAGAAAUUCAAAAUCAUCUAGCAAUGCUCCAUGAUUUAGUCCAACCAUGCUCUUCUUCAUGGAUCAACAUUCAAUAUUCCCAUCGUGAUUAAUCCUACAAAAACAUAUAAAUAAUAAUCAAGACAAGCUAAGGUAACUGAUCUAAGGUUCUAAAGAACAAUUUUAUUUGUUUUAAAUUUGUUUUGUAUAGAAUAGGUACCACUAUGUGUAGUGUGCCUCAACAAGAACCCUAGGAAUUUCCACUUAGAGAAGAGCUCAAAACUCAAACCGAAGAAGCUUAAGAAGAAAAAGGCAAGAGCAAAACAAAAACCCCAUAAACAAACGGAAGGAACUACUGCAAUGGAAGAGUAAAUUGCAAAAUUGUAAUGUCGGAAUUUAAGCUAUAGAAUCUUGUACAUUCUAUCAGCAACUAUAGAUAAAAUGUUUUAUUUUCCCUUUCUGCUCUUUCUUUACUUUCUUUUCUUUUAAUUCCUGAAGAUAAAGACAGAUGGAAUUACAAAACUAGUUGGUUGCCGACGCACUCACCUUUACGGGAGGUCUCGGGUUUGAAACUAAAUGGAGUGAGUUUCAGCCCUGAUUACUCUAGGUCCCCCCAGACCCCCUCCCCAAACGCCCCCUGGAGUAAACAAAAAAUACAAAACUAGUUGUGCUACAUCUGUAACUAGUUCUCAAUAUCUACCCAUGGUUCAAGCCUUUGACUAUUAGUUAUUAAUUAACAAACUAAAGAGUAACUAGUUACAGUGAACUUACCUCAUUGUUACCAUCUGAAUCAUAAAACACUGGUGAUAGUGAUCCAUCUCCUUUUUCUUGUAAAACAAACAUUUUAAAAUAAUUAACAUAAAGUAUAAAAAAAUCACUAAGCAUUAAGUAAAUAAAUUACCAUUCAAUCAGCGAGAAUCCAACUUUGUGCACACAUUAAAGCUUCAAUAGUUUCUUCUUUAAGUCUGCUGCGAUGAGGACCAAUCAACUAUCCACUAGUGCUAAAUGUGGACUCUGAAGCAACAGUAGAAAGAGACACAUCCAAAAUAUCUCUUGCAAUUUGACUUAAAAUAAGGUACUUACUCUUGUUUGACUUCCACCAACUUAAAACAUCAAAAUCAGUCACGCGGGGCAGAAUAUCAUCCUCUAAGAAGAGAUCAAUCUGUAACCUAGUACUUUUUCUUUUUCUUUGAGAACCAUACAAGUUAAAAUCACACAAAGAAAUACUUUCAGUUUGUUGUCGUGCUCUUCGUACUGUUUCACCAACUCACGACAAAAAUCAACAACUUUCUCAACUUCAAGUUCAGAACUAUUAGAGAAAAUCUUCCCAAAAUAGUACUCUAGAAUCAAUAACUUAUACCUAUGAUCAAGAACAACUGCAACACCCAUAAUCCCAUGCACAACCGACCAAUACUUAUCAAACUUUGAGGUCAUCUUAGAAGCCAUGGGUUGCACAGUUGGUAUGCUGCAUGAAAUCCAAUGAUUUAAAGCAAGUUUGAUCUCACAAACAGUUGAGAAAAACAAAUUUGCAGUAGGCGGUGAUUUAUAUUUCUAAUCAUGAUUCUUCAAACGAGAAAAGACAUCUUUGUAUUCCAAAGCAACAUCUAACAUUAUGUAAGUUGAGUUCUAACGUGUCUUAUAGUCAAGAGAGAGCUUUUUACAAUUUUACCUAGUGAAAUGCGUAGCUGACGAGCUGUAUCCUCAAAUUUCUCCCAUCUCUUUGGUGUUCCCUUCCAAUAGGAUGCACUGUCUCGCACUUUCUCAAUUGCUCCAUGAAUGGUAUCCAACCCAUCUUUCACAACCAGGUUCAGUAUAUGCGCACGACAACACAUAUGGAGUAAGUUUCCACCGAGGAGUAGAGAAUCUAAAGAAAGCUUUCCUUUGACCAAGUCAAGCAUAGCAUCAUUUGUAGAACAAUUAUCCACAGUGAUAGUGGAUAAUUUGUUGUCUAUGUUCCACUCAAGCAAGCAAGUGUAAAGAGCUUCAGAAAGUACUUCAGCGGUAUGGAGGCUCUCUUCGCGAUGAAAAAGAAGAAGGAGAGGGCGCAGGCCCAGAAGAAGGAGAAGAAGGAGCCCUCGGGUCAAAAGCCCAUUGAUGAGGUUUUCCCGAAGGAGACCGCGGAGCCUUCAGUUGCUGCUGCUCCCGCUACUGUGGCCGGGGGACCGAAGGCCGAUGUGGCGGCCAAGAAGAAAAAGGGAGACAAGGGGGUGGAGCCCCUGAUCAAGAAGCAGAAGGUUGCCGGGGGCGCCGUUGAAAAGGCGGCCCCCCUCAUAGUAAUCGAUGAGCAGCCCUCCGCUGACCCCCCGGCCAUUGACACUCUGAUGGCUCAAACAGACCUUCCCCCGGGGAACCUGCCUCGGGAGAUUAUUCAGCUCUCCCUCGCUCCGGGGGCAUCUGUGUUGCACGGUUCAGCCGAGUCGAUGUCUUUCCUGAGGGGGAUUACCUCGAUGAUGGAUAAGGAAGCCCUCUCCACCUAUGACGAUGACGCCCUCGAAGCCAAGGCCCUUCGAUCAGCUCUGACUGCGUGUAUAACCUUCGGUGAGCAGGCCCGAAGGCGAGAGGAGUGGUGCCGUCAUAAGGCCGAGCUAGAGAAGUCCGUGAAGGAGCUAAUUCAUGACAAGGACGCUGCCCUCCGGGAGGUGUGCAAGUUGGAGGACGCCCUUCGGCAAGCGGAGCUGCGGCUGAAGGAGGCCAGAGAUGACGGGAAGGCCGAGGGCAGGGUAGAGGCCGAGAGGGUUGCGGCCGAGGAGAGAAAGCAAGCGGCUGAGGACGCCGAGAAGGCCAAGGCUGAAGCUGCUGUCAAAGCCCGAGAAGAGGCCAUCGCUGGGUUCACCUCCGAGGGCUGGAAGGCCGAGGGCCAGAGCGAGUGGGUGGCCUCUGUGGUGAAGGCCUCGAUCGAGGAGUGGGUGAGGGGCCCCGGGCUCGACUGGAUGAAUGAGAGGGGUGACACCUACUAUCAAGCUGGCGAGUUCUUCACCCAGCACCUGGUUUACCGGAGGCUCGCCCGGCAUUUUGGCACCUCCCUGGAUGAGUUCAACCCCUCAGUGUAUGGCCUCCCCCCGUUGCAGCCAGACGUGAGGGUCCCCCUCCCCGAGGGAGAAGAGCGCCCGGUGAUUCAUGAUUCCAUGAUGAUGGGCGUCGAUGAUGAUGCCGAGGACGCCACCGGGACGGAGGUUGCCUCGAAGCCAAUCGGGGGAGGCGGCCCCCGGGAAUGAUGUUGUUGAUAUGUAAUACGCAUUCAGUAAACAUUUAUUUGUAAUGGUGACACUAUUGAUCCUUCGGCUUCGGCCUGUUUGUAACCUUUACUCGUAAGUACAUUUGCUCCUUCUUUGAUGGUUGAAUGAUUGCCUUCGGGCUUUGUAUAUAUGACUUGUUUUCUCCAA